Messenger RNA from Helianthus annuus (common sunflower), 1033 nucleotides. RefSeq names its product protein HEADING DATE REPRESSOR 1. The record is from RefSeq and is a predicted model, not a curated record. Gene Ontology annotation, biological process: regulation of flower development. The coding region runs from base 213 to 830 and encodes 205 amino acids. Lineage: Eukaryota; Viridiplantae; Streptophyta; Magnoliopsida; Asterales; Asteraceae. The transcript is spliced from 3 exons.
CAUCGGCACCAUUAAAAACUCGUGUGGGUAAGCGACAACUACACGUUUUACAAGAUUAAUGAACAACACCACCAACAAACAAUAUCAGAAUCAGAAGAAGAAACCAAAGCAAAGCAAAGCAAAACUCUCUAUCUCUAAUUGAAAACAUUCUUCUAAAAACAAAAGGGAUUAAAGUUGAUUGGUGAAGAAGUUGUUGUUCGUUCAGUGGAGAAAUGGAAGAAGAUAAUAAGGUGGUUGUUAAUGUUAAUGGCUUCUCUCCGGUAACUUCUACUCCUGUAUUCUGGAAAUCUCGUAAGAGAUCAGCUAGUAUGAAGAACUUGAACAAGGACAAUAAAGACGAAGCUGAUAAAACAACCGAAGAAGAAGAAGAAAAAGUAAGAGACGAUGUAAUGAAAGAACCUCCAGUUGUUCUUUCAGAGAAACGUAAGGCUCUCUUUGAACCCCUUGAACCAAUAAUGGAUUUAAACGGUAGAAGACCUUCGGCUGAAUCUUUACUUCCCCCACCGGACUUUGAUUCUGCCAGUUACCCGCGCGGAUGGCUCAUUGGGAAGAAAAGAAAGCUUGUAAACGUAGACGUUGUUGAAAGCAUGCGACGCAUUGCUGUACAAGAAAUGAACCGAAAGGAUAGAGAGAUCGACGGCCUAAACGAGCAAUUGGAAGAGGACUCGCGCGUCCUGGAACAUCUUCAACUGCAGCUGCUGGACGAAAGAAGUAAACGUGCGGAUGUGGAACGACAAAAUGCUUUGUUGCAGAACCAGGUUGAUAUGUUGAUGAACAUGCUUCAGGAACCCGAGAACAUAGAAGAGGAUGAACUUCCACAAGAUCCAUAAGUUUAAUUCUAUUAUUUAUUUAUUUGUUUGUUUUCAUCAUCUUGUUUGUUUGGCAUAUGGAGAGCUACCAAAAUAUUUAUAGAUAUAGCACCAAAUGUAUAAUUUGUUUUUAUAUAUAUAUAAAAGUACUGCAAGUAUUAAUAUUUGUUAACUAAAGGUGUAAUGAUACAUGUAUAAAAGUUUUAAAUUUAUUUUAUUAGUAA